AUGUCCCCCAACCUCGGCGAAGCGCCCCUUGAGUUAAAGAGAUUACUGAACGAAAAUAACUUCGCUAAAUGUAUCUGGAUUAUAAAGGACUUCACUGGACUGUCUAAUUUCAGAUAUGCAGUCGAGCAAAUAUUGCAAGAUACAGGCAGAGUUAACUUGAAGGAUGUUAUAACUACGCUCUACAGAAUUACAGGGGAGACAAGGAUCGAUAGAAUCGUGAUUAUAAUUCGCAGAGUCUUCAAUGUUAAGACCAUAACACAACUAUUCCAACGUAUAAACAGCAUAACUAGAACUCGGGAUCCGCUACAAUUCCUUCAGAGCAUUUUAGAUUUAACUCAGAAGAACUCCAUCGAAGAAGCCUUCAGGGACAUCGCCAGUUUGACCCAAACUAAAGCCGACGUACUGACAAUUCUGGAGAGCAUCCAGAAGGAGUCAGGCCACACGGACAUCAUAGACUUCUUUAGACAACUCAUAAGGGUUACUGAAACCAGAACCAUUAUUCACGCUUGGAGAGUAAUAACUAAAAUCACAAGAGAAACUGAUAUCUUCAUUAUCAUACGCCGCUUCAAGAUUUACACUACAGUUGAUAUUAUUAUAGUUUUCAAAACUAUCUUGCGUAUCACGAAAACUACAAAUUUGACAACGGCCAUUAAUCAAAUGUACACCUUAUUCAAUGUCCAUGGUUUAUUCGAAUGUUUUGACAUCAUACACAAAUAUACAAGGACGGGUGAGUUUUUGCAUAGCUUAUAUAAAACAUAA
Molecule: messenger RNA, 759 nt
Organism: Zerene cesonia (dogface butterfly)
Lineage: Eukaryota; Metazoa; Arthropoda; Insecta; Lepidoptera; Pieridae
Exons: 8
Coding region: 1-759 (252 amino acids)
Source: RefSeq, a predicted model, not a curated record